AUGGAUGGUGGACCAGAAGAAGACGACGAAUCUCCAACUGGAGCAGAGUUUUGGGAGAAUCCCGACGAUGAGGUAGACAACGUUUCUUCUUCGUCGGUCAUUGAAAGUGGAGCCAUUUUGAGAAGAUCUUCUCCCUUUUUCGAAGAAUCAUCAGUUGUACACCCGAAGAAACCAGAAUCGAUGGAACCCGUGGAGAGUGGCAUGGCUGCUGGAUGA
Caenorhabditis remanei is the source of this 216-nucleotide messenger RNA. RefSeq lists its product as uncharacterized. The transcript has a single exon. NCBI's taxonomy places the organism in Eukaryota, Metazoa, Nematoda, Chromadorea, Rhabditida, Rhabditidae. The coding region runs from base 1 to 216 and encodes 71 amino acids. The record is from RefSeq and is a predicted model, not a curated record.